AUGCCGGUGGUCCUCGACUGGGCCAUCCGCGACAGCCCCACCUGCAAGGAGGCCAGGAAGAAGAAGGAAGGGUACGCCUGCAAAAGCUCCAACAGCCGCUGCCUCGAUUCUACCAACGGACCUGGGUACAUCUGCAACUGCCGCCGGGGCUACGAAGGCAACCCCUAUAAUGAGCGUGGCUGUACCGAUAUAAAUGAGUGUGAGCAUCUUGACCACUAUCCUUGCAAGGGAGACUGCGAGAACAAAGAAGGUUCUUACGAAUGCACAUGCCCCAAGCACACAAAUAGUCCUAAUCCCUUCAAAGAACGUUGCAGCCAAAAUUUACCACUCGGAGCAAGAAUCAUCGUAGGUGCCAUAGGGGGUCUUUUCAUCAUAGCUAUUUUGGUGUUCUUGUGGCUUCUUCACAAAGAGAAAAGAAGGAUGAGAGACAAUUUUGAAAAGAAUGGGGGACCUAUAUUGGAAAAGAUCAAUAAUAUAAAGCUAUUCAAUAAGGAAGAUAUAAGGAAAAUUCUGAAAAAUAAGAAAAUUCUUGGAAAUGGUCGCUUUGGUACGGUUUCCAAGGGGCACACUGAGGAUAAACAAGUGGUCGCUGUGAAAGAACCCAUCAAUCGCAAAUCAACGAAUGACCAGAUUGUAAAUGAGAUCAUCAUUCAGUCUAGAGUCAUUCACAAAAACAUUGUCAAGCUCAUAGGUUGUUGCCUACAAUUUAAAGUCCCAACUUUGAUCUAUGAAUUUGUGCCCAAGGGCAGCCUGGACGAUAUUCUUCAUGGCAAGAACCAUAUGCCUCUAAAGUUGGGUCUACGUCUACAAAUUGCUGCAGAAUCAGCAGAAGGUCUAGCUUAUAUGCAUUCAAAAACAACUACAACAAUCCUCCAUGGUGAUUUUAAACCAGCUAAUAUACUUUUGAAUGAAAAGUUUAUGCCGAAGAUCUCAGACUUUGGCAUAUCAAGGUUAAUGGUCACUGAUAUGCAACACACUGGAUAUAUCAUUUUUGACAGGGCUUAUGUUGAUCCAGUAUAUAGGCAAACUGAACAAUUGACCACCAAGAGUGAUAUCUAUUUUGGAGUUGUGCUCUUGGAGCUCAUUACAAGAAAGAAAGCCUCUCACUCUGACAACAAUUUACCCGGGAACUUUCUUGAUACCUACACAAAGGACAAGUCUGUGACCGAGCUCCUGGAUAAGGAACUUCGAGAGGAUGAUCAAGAAAUUCUUGGUCAUUUAGUAGGGAUGAUUAUGCAAUGUAUAAAUCUUGACGUCAAUCAGAGACCAGGAUGA
Molecule: messenger RNA, 1275 nt
Organism: Triticum turgidum subsp. durum (durum wheat)
Lineage: Eukaryota; Viridiplantae; Streptophyta; Magnoliopsida; Poales; Poaceae
Source: the annotation of a GenBank genome assembly